Molecule: messenger RNA, 594 nt
Organism: Hippocampus zosterae (dwarf seahorse)
Lineage: Eukaryota; Metazoa; Chordata; Actinopteri; Syngnathiformes; Syngnathidae
Product: protein MEMO1-like
Exons: 1
Source: RefSeq, a predicted model, not a curated record
AUGCGAGUCAGGGAGGCCAUACACGCCGGCUCGUGGUACGAGGCCGACCCUCACCGCCUCACCUAAAUGUUGGCGGCCUUUUUCGCCAGGGCUGAGGUCAACGACAAGCGCCCCGUCAAGGCCAUCAUUGCUCCUCAUGCAGGCCAUGCCUAUUCUGGCCCCACUGCCGCCUUCGCCUACAAGCACCUGCAGGCGCGGGCAGGCUUGAAAGUGUUUUUGCUAGGCCCUUCGCACCACGUCUACCUCAAGGGCUGUGCGCUGACCGGCCUGGACCUUUUCAAGACUCCUCUCGGGGACAUCCCAGUCGAAAAGGGAAUUCUGGACAAUCUACGAAAAACCAAGAUCUUCAAAUAAUUCAAUAAACAGCAAGAGGAGGAGGAGCACAGCUUAUAGCUGCACCUGCCUUUCCUGCGUAGCUCCUUGGGCGAGGGGUUUGGGCUGGUCCCCAUCAUCGUCGGGGAAAUGAGCCCGGAGUCCCGGGCACAGUUCGGGCAGGCCCUGCUACCCUACUUCAAGGACCCUGACUCGCUAUUCGUGAUCAGCACUGACUUCUGCCAUUGGGGCAAACGAUUCGGUUACGCUCCAUACGACUAG